This is a messenger RNA of Diplodia corticola, 414 nucleotides long. RefSeq lists its product as uncharacterized. Lineage: Eukaryota; Fungi; Ascomycota; Dothideomycetes; Botryosphaeriales; Botryosphaeriaceae. The record is from RefSeq and is a predicted model, not a curated record. Bases 1 to 414 code for a protein of 137 amino acids. The transcript has a single exon.
AUGUCGCUCUAUACGCCCAACGGCUACUGCGCGCUGCUCGUCACCGCCAACGACACGACCAAGCCCGCGCUACGCCCCACCUACCUCGACCAGUCCGACCCGUCCUCCGGCACCGACGCGCAGUGGGCGCUGAUCGGCCGGUACAGCAUCGCCGGCGCGGGGCCGUACCGCCUGUCCAACGUGACUGCGGUCGCCGGCAACGGCACCGCGGGGUCGGACGACGAAGAAGGUCCGCAGGGGACUGUGACGGGGGAGUUUUUGACGGCGACGCUGCCGAGUCGGGAGGGGCCGUUUGAGUUUACGUUUCGGUUUUAUGAGGGGUGUGGGGUGUGGAAUUUGCAUCAGAGUGUGGGGGAGGAUGCGGAGAGGGUGGCGUGGUAUGAGAGGUUGCCGGAUCGGGAUGUGUAUGGUUAG